AUGAAGGUCGGCCGUUACAUCCCUAGCGACGCUGAACGUGAACUCCAAGAGGAGAAUAAGGACCUCCGCAAGCAAGUGGAGCAGCUCAAAGUAGAGCGCGACGAGCAUAGAGAUCUCUACUUGGAACACCUCGGUCGCUCCACGGAGUAUACACUUUCAUCAAAACAUCCCGCGCACAUCGAGUCGAAGAAUUACUUGCGACCGACCAAGUUAUCCGAGAGCCGUCGAGUCGAUAAGCAAAUAGCACCAAGCACAGCAACAAAAAAGUCGCUGGCUCGUCGAGUCAAAGAUGAGUUUGAGACAUGGUGCAUGAAUAAGGACGAUACAAACGUCAUCGACGGGAAGAACCUCUCAGACUCCUUGAGUGACCUCGAAGAAACCUUGCCUGAAUCAUAUACAGAAGAAGCGGAUCUAGGAAGCGUUUGCAUCCACUUCAACAUCCCAUGUGCCGGAAACAAGCUGGAUCCCAGCAACGAUCUCUGCGAUAGAACGAAGCUCGCUGCUUCAGAGUUGUACGACACUCCACACGGCCGGGCUUACGUACGAUUCGACAAAGUACUCAAGCUACUGCAUGCAGCACAUCGACUCGCUCGAGAUAGUACUUGGCAUGCCUUUCAUACUUACUGGCCGGAAUUCCAAAGGAAGCACUUUCGAUACGGUCCUUGGCAAGUUCGCUUCGGGUCGAGAGAAAUGGCCGACAAACUCAACGGAGAUUUUGGGAUUUUCGCUCGCAAUCGCCUGCCGAACGUCUACAACAACGUCUGCGACAUGCCUCCCGAUGUGGUAAACAGGGCGAUCUUGAGCAUGGUGGGUAUGAGGAACUUGCUUGCCCAUCCGUUCCAAGUCUCUCUAGAGGAAGCCGAUAGCUUCCUCCAAACAGCCCAAGAAUUGACUUGCGUGCUUCACGAUGAGCACCGCGCAAAGCAAAUCCGCCGCCUACGCGAUGACCUUCAAGAACUCGUCAACAAAGCUCUAAAGGAGAUCGUCGACUAUGAGCCACUCUCACACUUGCCAGGCGCGAGGCACUGGGCACUACAUCACCAGUUUCUCUUCGAGGAAGUCAUUACGUACAUUCGAGCGCACAAUCAGAGUGCUGACGGCCGCACCCCGCCAGAAAAGUAUUAUCACCCAGCUGUCGUCGGCGCAGCAAUCACUUGGAUCUCACGCUUUCAGACUUCAGGAGCAAAUCUUCGCCACUCCGUUGCAAUGCCUUUGGCUUUUGGUUUGCCGCCUGAACCGCCGCUGGGUCCGGGGCAGGCAAGCGAGGAGGUCAUUAAGGGUGUCCAGGGAAUUGGCAAGGAUGAAAAGCGCGAAGCAGAAAGAGAGGCUGAGUGUCACACCGUGCAAUGA
Molecule: messenger RNA, 1350 nt
Organism: Pseudocercospora fijiensis CIRAD86
Lineage: Eukaryota; Fungi; Ascomycota; Dothideomycetes; Mycosphaerellales; Mycosphaerellaceae
Exons: 2
Coding region: 1-1350 (449 amino acids)
Source: RefSeq, a predicted model, not a curated record